UUGUGUGCUGUGCUGGAAGCAACCACGACCGCCUCCAAUUUCAAAUUUACAAGACUCCGUCGGCAGCCCCAAAUCAGCCACCAAACAGAAACCCUAAUCCCCGAUUCGAGAAAACCCUUAUCCCUAAAUUAGUCAAAAAGAGACGACAAACUUCUAGAUUGAAGAAUCGUUUAAUCUUUUGCUUCGGAACCACUAUAAAUACUCCUCUUUUGAUGCCCACAUUGCGUUAUCCAUACUUCAAUUUCUGCUGCGACACUUUCUCUCUUUGUUCUUCUCUUCUACGACAGAUUUCCGAUGGGCGAGGGAUUGAAGAAGAUUUUCAACGGGAUAUACUCAUCGUGUCAGGCUGAGGAGGAAGAAGAUCUCGGCCAGUAUUCUGAUUCAGGUGGAGAAUCCGAUUCCGCUACCUCGCCGCGGAGCCGGCUGCGGAGAUCGCCUCCAUCUCGCUUUGAUUCCGGCAACCCACUUUACGAUUUCUCCUACCUCGUCGAGCAGCUGCCAGUAAAGAAAGGUCUCUCCAAAUACUACCAUGGAAAGUCUCAAUCUUUUACCUCCCUCUUAGAAGUGAAGGCUUUGGAAGAUCUCCCCAAGAAGGAGACAGAGGUUAUCUUCACAAGAAAAAUGAAGCCAUGCAAGAGCUACACAGUUCUGGACAUGGCUGAAAUGCCAGUUUCUUUAUCAUCUGAGAGCAACUCCACAUUGAAGAAAACGCUUCCGUCUAUGGCUUCCUGUGCUUCUUCGAUAGCAAGGAGUAAAAGUGGCGGCUCCCGACCUCCGGUGGCCACCGGCCUCCUAUUCCUGUGAACAAGCGUCAGUAAGCUGGUUUCAGAAGUUAUGUAGCUGAGUUAAUAAGCCAGAGGGCUUGUUGCUUUGUUGUUGCCAUUUUUUGUACAGAUGAGGGGGGAGGUUUAGGUGAAAGAAAUGUGAACUUUUUAAGUUUUCUUUUUCAGAUGUUUUGUUUGGAAAUUGAUGAUUUAUGAUUUUGAAUUCUGG
Molecule: messenger RNA, 993 nt
Organism: Phalaenopsis equestris
Lineage: Eukaryota; Viridiplantae; Streptophyta; Magnoliopsida; Asparagales; Orchidaceae
Exons: 2
Coding region: 295-804 (169 amino acids)
Source: RefSeq, a predicted model, not a curated record